This is a messenger RNA of Colletotrichum aenigma, 354 nucleotides long. RefSeq names its product E3 ubiquitin-protein ligase RBX1 (gene Rbx1). The coding region runs from base 1 to 354 and encodes 117 amino acids. The transcript is spliced from 4 exons. Gene Ontology annotation, cellular component: nucleus; cullin-RING ubiquitin ligase complex. Lineage: Eukaryota; Fungi; Ascomycota; Sordariomycetes; Glomerellales; Glomerellaceae. The record is from RefSeq and is a predicted model, not a curated record. Gene Ontology annotation, biological process: protein ubiquitination; ubiquitin-dependent protein catabolic process. Gene Ontology annotation, molecular function: zinc ion binding; cullin family protein binding; ubiquitin protein ligase activity.
AUGGCCGACGUCGACAUGACCGAUGCCCCUGGCAGCGUCGUCAAGAAGGGAGCUGACGGUGACUCCAAGGCCGCCGACGGCAAGAAGCGCUUCGAGGUCAAGAAGUGGAACGCCGUCGCACUCUGGGCAUGGGACAUUGUCGUCGACAACUGCGCCAUCUGCAGAAACCACAUCAUGGACCUCUGCAUUGAGUGUCAAGCGAACCAAGCCUCUGCCACGAGCGAGGAGUGCACCGUAGCUUGGGGCAUUUGCAACCACGCCUUCCAUUUCCAUUGUAUUUCUCGCUGGCUCAAGGCCCGCCAAGUGUGCCCACUGGACAACCGUGACUGGGAGUUUCAGAAGUACGGUCGUUGA